Fopius arisanus is the source of this 1878-nucleotide messenger RNA. RefSeq names its product Tyrosine-protein kinase Src64B (gene Src64B). The transcript is spliced from 5 exons. Bases 466 to 1878 code for a protein of 470 amino acids. Gene Ontology annotation, cellular component: extrinsic component of cytoplasmic side of plasma membrane. Gene Ontology annotation, biological process: innate immune response; protein phosphorylation; cell differentiation. Lineage: Eukaryota; Metazoa; Arthropoda; Insecta; Hymenoptera; Braconidae. Gene Ontology annotation, molecular function: signaling receptor binding; ATP binding; non-membrane spanning protein tyrosine kinase activity. The record is from RefSeq and is a predicted model, not a curated record.
UCACUGUGACUGACAGUUCGUUCCUCAGUUUAUGGGUGCAUCAAACACAAAGUUUAUCUACAUUCAGCCACUCCAGUAUAUACACACAUAUAUGUAUUGAAUGCAAUCUGAUUCAUAUCCCGAGUGAUUGUUUGGAUACAGUGCGUGAUUCUUUCUAGUCCAUUCAUUUCACUCAUAUUGACGGAUUAUUCGUGGAGUACUUUUCAAAUGAAUACACGAGAGAUGAGAGAAGCAAAUUAGAAGGGUGGCGAGAUUGAGAUGACAAUUGUAUCAGGUUAAAUCGUAAGUUGUUCUCAAUGCGAAGGAGAAAAUUGGGCACGAUGGGAGCUCCGUAUGGACGUCAUAUCCAAGUGGGCAGAUAAAACAUAAAAUUGGGUGAAAUCAUCCGGACUUUAAGUAAACGCGCGAAGAAGAGCUACGGAAAAAAAUCUUUCUGAUAACUGAAGAGUGAUAUCAUUCACAAAAAUGGGAAAGUGCUGCAGUAAGAGACAGGACCCUCAACCUCUAGUCUAUAACAAAAAAACUGAGGCAGCACUCAGCUCGAAGAGUAAUGGCAACUCGAUGGAUUCACGAUAUACGGCUGAUCCAAAUCAGAGUAGAGCUCAGGCGCGGGCAGACAUCAUACGCCCGAGGCAUACACCGCGUAAGAUACCACAACCCCUUAAACCAACCUCACCCGUUCUUGCCUCCCCAAGUUUGUAUUUUUAUUUUUUUCAUACUUUUAUUUAUCCUGUUUAUCAAUGUUACAUAUUUUACAUUAAUUUUAACCGCAAAUUCAUUAUUCUCCGUGUAGUUUUCGCUUGUAUCCUAUUCUAUGUAUUUGAUAAAGUCCAUGCCAAGUUCUGGUUCUUUGAGAAUGUUUCGCGGAAGGAGGCUGGAAAAUUACUUCUCGUCGAUGAAAAUCCUCGGGGAACGUUCCUAGUGAGGCCGAGUGAGCACAAUCCUCGGGGCUAUAGCCUUUCCGUCAAGGACUGGGAAGAAGGAAGGGGACAUCAUGUGAAACACUACAAAAUAAAACCACUGGACAAUGGCGGUUUCUUCAUCGCUACUAAUCAAACCUUCCCAACCCUGCCAGCUCUCGUUAUGGCCUACAGCAAAAAUGCUCUCGGUCUAUGCCACGUACUAUCGAAACCCUGUCCAAAGCCUCAGCCAGAUAUGUGGGAUCUCGGCCCAGAGUUGAGAGACAAGUGGGAAAUAAAUCGAAGUGAAAUUCAGUUAAUUAGAAAACUCGGUCAUGGUAACUUCGGUGAAGUAUAUUAUGGAAAAUGGCGGAAUAAAAUUGAAGUGGCUGUGAAGACACUGAGACCAGGGACAAUGUCAACGGAGGCAUUCCUGCAAGAGGCAGCGAUUAUGAAGCAAUUCAGACAUCGACAUCUCGUUGCAUUGUACGCCGUAUGCUCAAAGGAAGAACCAAUUUACAUUGUCCAAGAAUACAUGUGCAAUGGGAGUUUAUUAGAUUUUCUGAGGACAGGUGAUGGGAAGUACAUGCAGUUUGAAGAUUUAAUUUACAUCGCUGCUCAAGUUGCCUCGGGCAUGGAACAUUUGGAGAGUAAGCAACUCAUUCAUCGAGAUCUUGCUGCCAGAAAUGUACUCAUAGGAGAGAAAAAUAAAGCAAAAAUUUGCGAUUUUGGCCUGGCAAGGGUCAUUGAAGACGACGAGUACUGCCCCAAGCAGGGAAGUCGAUUCCCCGUUAAAUGGACUGCCCCCGAGGCCAUAGUUUACGGCAAAUUCACCAUUAAAAGUGAUGUCUGGUCUUACGGAAUUCUCCUCAUGGAACUUUUUACUUACGGACAAGUACCUUAUCCAGGUAAAUCAUCUACAUUUAUUUCCAUACUAGAUAGGCCAGUUUGGGCCAAUAUCGACAUGUUUUCACUGUAA